ACAGUAAUUGGCAUUGCUCUUGUUGAGCAAGAAGGAAGAGAGUGAGAAAGCCAAACAAAUAACCGUCGCUUGUCCCCCUAAAAGUUCCACACUCAUUUCGACACAAUCACAAGUUCACAACAAUUCCUACACUGUUCUAAUUUCGUCAAUUUACUUAUUCGAUACCAAAUCAUCUAUGAACCCUAAAGAAACUUGCAGAAAUUCGCAAAAAAAUGGCGGUUACUGAAGAAGAAUCAUCUUCCUCAUCAACAUCGGCAGCAAAGUCCCGAUUUCAAUCGUCUAAUGACGUUCAUUAUCUCGCCAAAUGCGUUCUUCCGAGCUCCGUUGUUCUUCAAGUUGUUCAUGGCCACAUUCGCUCCCCUUUUUCCUACGACAUCGUUCUCGCUAAGGAGACAUCUAUUGAGUUGGUAGUUAUUGGUGAGGAUGGCGUGGUGCAAUCAAUAUGUGAGCAACCAGUAUUUGGUGUGAUAAAAGACGUGGCUGUUCUUCCCUGGAACAAGAAACUCCGUACCCAAAAUUCAGAGGUUCUUGGGAAAGACUUGUUAGUUAUUAUUUCUGAUUCUGGAAAGCUCUCUUUUCUCACAUUUUGUAAUGAAAUGCACAGGUUCUUUCCAGUGACUCAUGUUCAACUUUCAAGCCCUGGCAACUCCAGGCAUCAGAUUGGUAGAAUGCUUGCUGUUGAUUCCCUUGGCUGUUACAUUGCGGUUAGUGCAUAUGAAGAACGUGUAGCUCUUUUUUCUGUUUCAGCAUCAAGUGAUGUUGAUAUGAUUGACAAGCGUAUAAUCUAUCCUCCUCAACCAGAGGAUGAUAUGAUUGACAUAGGACUCCAGCAAACCAGGCAGUCUGUCUUGGUUAAUUCAUUGCCUGCAGAGAAAGUAGGUGACUCUGCUCCAACACCUCCAGUGGGUUGUAUAAAUGGCACUAUAUGGAGUAUGUGCUUCAUUUCAAAGCAUUCAGACGAAUUGAGUAAGGAGCGCAAUCCUGUACUAGCUAUUCUUGUCACUAGGAUGGAAUCGUUCUUGAAUGAGCUGCUUCUUUUGGGAUGGGAUGUCAGAGAAAAUGCUAUCCAUGUUCUUUCUAGGUUUAUGGAAAGCGGACCUUUAGCACAUACUAUUGCUGAAGUUCCUGGAUCCCGGGGACUUGCAUUUUUAUUCAGGGUUGGUGAUAUCCUACUUAUGGAUCUUAGUGAUGCCUGUAACCCAUGUUGUGUGCAAAGAACAGACCUGAGCACUCCAAUUGAUUUGAUGGAGGAGAGUAGUUGUAUGGAAGACCCUUUCAAGAUUCAGGAUGGUGAUGAUGAAGGUUUCAUUGCUGCGCGUGCUCUGUUAGAGUUGCAGGACUAUGGCAUGGAUUUUAGUAAGGGUAAUGAUCCCAUGAGCAUUGAUGCAGAUAUGCGCCGUGCUAAAUCUGUACCCUUGUAUGUGUGUUCAUGGAGUUGGGAACCAGGAACAGAUAUGAAACCAAAGAUGAUAUUCUCGACGGAGUCUGGGGAAUAUUUUUCUAUUGAAAUCACUUAUGGCCCUGAUGGUCCUAAGGCCUUCUUAUCUCUUAAUCUUUUUGUUGGUCUCCCCAGUAAAGACUUGUUGUGGACCAAAGGUGGCUUUCUGGCAGCAAUUGUGGAGAUGGAUGAUGGUAUGGUCCUAAAAUUGGUAGAUGAUGAAUAUCUUCAAUAUAUAGGUCCUAUUCAAAAUGUUGCGCCCAUCCUAGACAUGUCAGUUAUGGAUUACCACGACGAAAAGCAGGAUCAAAUUUUUGCUUGCUGUGGAAUGGCUCCUGAUGGAUCAUUGAGGAUAAUCAGAAAUGGUGUAAAUCUAGAAAGAUUAAUAAGGACAGCUCCUAUAUAUCAAGGAAUAACUGCCAUAUGGGCUGUUAAGAUGAGGGUAAAAGAUUCUAAUCACUCUUUUCUCGUGCUUUCUUUUGUUGAGGAAACCAGGGUGUUGUCAGUCGGUGUAAGCUUCACUGAUGUAACUGACUCAGUUGGUUUUCAACCUGAUAUCUGUACAUUAGCAUGCGGUCUUGUUGUUGAUAAUGUGUUGGUUCAGAUUGAUCAAAGUUCUGUCAGACUUUGCUUGCCUACUUCAGUUGCCCAUCCUGAAGGCAUUCCAGUGUCUUCCCCCGCAGGUACCUCAUGGUCUCCUGAUAAUGUUGGCAUCAGCCUAGGUGCAGUUGGACACAACAUGAUAAUUGUUGCUACAGCGAAUCCUUGUUUCCUUAUAAUACUUGGUGUUAGAUUGCUAUCAUUGUACGAGUAUGAAGUAUAUGAGAUGCAACAUGUUAGACUUGAUAGUGAAUUGUCUUGCAUAUCUAUUCCCCAAAUGCACAGCAUAGGAAAAGAAUCCGGCCCUAUCCCAGCUGGGUUUGAUAUUGGCAAUACAGUUGUGAUUGGUACACACAAGCCAUCUGUUGAAAUUCUAUCUUAUGUACAUGGUCAAGGCAUACGAGUUCUUGCCACUGGAAUGAUAUCACUGACAAAUACGACUGGUACUGCUAUCAGUGGCUGUAUUCCGCAGGAUGUAAGGCUUGUGCUGGUUGAUAGGUUGUAUAUCCUCUCUGGACUAAGAAAUGGAAUGUUGUUACGCUUUGAGUGGCCUACAGCAUCCCGUGUAUCUGAUUUUCCCAGUUAUAGGACCUCUUUGUUUUCAAAAUCUGGUUUGUUGAAGGCAUCAGCUCCAGCCAUUGUUGGUCCACAGCUUAGUGGUGUCAACUCUUAUGAAAAGCCAAAGGAUAACGAUCCUGUUCAUCUCCUAGUAAUCGCGAUUCGUCGGAUUGGUAUUACUCCCGUGUUCCUUGUUCCUCUCAGCGAGUCAUUAGAUGCUGAUGUUAUUGCUCUCAGCGACAGGCCUUGGUUAGUCCAAGCUGCCAGGCACAGCCUCUCAUACAUUUCAAUCUCAUUCGAACCUUCAACUUAUGUGACUCCUGUAUGCUCAGCUGAAUGUCCGAAGGGACUUUUAUUUGUAGCAGAGAACUGUCUGCAUCUGGUGGAGAUGGUGCACAGUAAGAGGCUUAAUGUGCAAAGGUUUCGUCUGGAUGGAACUCCACGAAAGGUCUUGUAUCAUAGUGAGAGCAGGUUGCUGCUCGUGAUGAGAACUGACUUGAAUAACCCCGAUUCGUCUUCCUCUGAUAUUUGCUGUGUAGAUCCCCUUAGUGGCUCGGUGCUCUCGUCUUAUAAAUUUGACGGGGGUGAAACUGGAAAAUGCAUGGAGUUUGUGCAGGUCGGGAAUCAGCAGGUAUUGUUGGUUGGGACCAAUUUAUCUACUGGGCCAGCUAUAAUGCCCAGUGGAGAAGCUGAAAGUACCAAGGGGCGUUUGAUAAUGCUCCGCCUUGAGCACUUGCCCAAUUCGGAUAGUGGGUCUAUGACAAUGCGUCUGAAACCGAGUUCAUCUAUGCAACAAUUUUCGCCAUUUUGUGAAGCUGCUGGGUACACUGCUGAAAGGAUGUCUAAUAGCAGCCGUUGCAGUAGCCCGGAUGAUAAUAGCUGUGAUGAAGUGAAGCAUGAAGAUUCUGAAGGUUGGCAGCUACAACUUCUUAACUCAAUUACUUGGCCUGGAGUGGUGCUUGCAAUUUGUCCUUACCUUGAUCAUUACUUCUUGGCUUCUUCUGGCAACGCUUUCUAUGUUUGUGGCUUUCAAAAUGAUAAUCCCAGGAGACUCAAGAGGUAUGCUGUUGAAAGAACGCGGUUUAUGAUAGUCUCAUUGACAGCCUACUUCACCAGAAUUGCUGUUGGUGAUUGCCGUGAUGGUGUGCUUUUUUAUUCUUAUCAUGAGGAUGCAAAGAAACUGGAGCAGAUCUAUUGUGAUCCUGGUCAGAGGUUAGUUGCUGAUUGUCUGCUUACUAAUCUCAACACUGCCUUUGUUUCUGAUCGUAAGGGAAGCAUCGCUGUCCUGACAUCCUCGACCCAUUUGGAAGACUAUGCCAGUCCUGAAUGCAACCUAACAGUGACCUGCUCAUAUUACACAGGCGAGAUCGCAAUGAGCAUCAGGAAGGGGUCAUUUUCUUACAAAAUGCCUGCUGAAGAUGGAUUUGAGGAGUGCCAUGCUGGUAAUAAUGUUACUGAUAUGUCACGCAAUGGUAUUAUGGCUGGGACACUACUUGGAAGCAUUUUAAUUUUCAUCCCUAUAUCCAGGGAGGAAUAUGAGCUUUUGAAGCCUGUACAAGCCAGACUUGCAGUACACCCUCAUACUGCUCCUAUUCUUGGGAACAAUCAUAGUGAGUUUCGGAAUCGCGAGAACCAGCAGGCUGUGGUGCCUACAAUGCUUGAUGGAGACAUGUUAGCCCAGUUUUUGGAGCUUACAAGCAUUCAACAAGAAGCUGUGUUGGGAUUACCGUGUGCAACUUCUGAAGUGUCAUCAAGCUCCAGGUCACCUCAUUCACCCAUAUCAGUCGACCAGGUUGUGCAACUCCUUGAACGGAUUCACUAUGUACUAAAUUGAAUAUCUUGUUUAUCUGCAUUUGUGAGAUGUCUCAAUCUGACCUACUGGUCCAGCUUCUGUAUAUACGAGGCAUCAAGGGUUAGACUGCAGAACAACAAAAAUGCUGUUACAUUUGUGGCACACAAGUUGAAGACAACUACUGAAUUAAUUUUAUUAUAAUUUUGUGACGUCUUUCCGGUGCUGAAUGCGUAUACCACUCUUAGUGAGAGGGUUCUUGGGCAGACUGUUCCGUCAGUUGAUAAGAUGAAAGCUACCAUUCUUAGUGAGGGGGUUCUUGGGCAGACCGUUUAUGCACCCUUUCUUAACAGUAUAGGCAGUAUAUCAUGUAUGUCAUGCUGGAAUAUGUGUACAGAAUGUGUAUAACAAACUUAUUCCCAAUCUGAUAAAUAAAACUAUGACAUUUCUUGGCC
Molecule: messenger RNA, 4840 nt
Organism: Spinacia oleracea (spinach)
Lineage: Eukaryota; Viridiplantae; Streptophyta; Magnoliopsida; Caryophyllales; Amaranthaceae
Product: pre-mRNA-splicing factor RSE1
Exons: 15
Coding region: 213-4430 (1405 amino acids)
Cellular component (GO): nucleus
Molecular function (GO): nucleic acid binding; protein binding
Source: RefSeq, a predicted model, not a curated record